AUGAACUCGCCGUGCUUCAUCCCUCCUCACUCUCGCCGUAUCGACCCUGCCCGGGCGCACAGCGCUACGCUCAAACCUGAUGGCUCGGCCAACGACAACGACCGCGUAGAAAUCGGUCCAACUCCGCUGGCGUUCGCGGAGUGGGAGCAGCUGGGCUUGCAGCCGCCUCACCUACCCACCAUGCGCGCGUUUCGCCUGCAACGCCUUCGCGAUCAGCUGGUUGACCGCGGCCUUGGUGGCAUCCUGCUGUUCGAUCCACUAAACAUUCGCUACGCCACUGACUCUACCAAUAUGCAGUUGUGGACUACGCACAAUCCCGCCCGCGCCUGCUUCGUCGCAGCUAACGGUUAUGUAGUGCUGUGGGAUUUCCAUGGUUGCAACCAUCUUACCGCGCACCUGCCACUGAUCAACGAACUGCGCAGUGGCGCCUCAUUCUUCUACUAUGAAACCGCCGAACAUACCAGUAAACACGCCACCAGUUUCUGCGCACAAGUUGACGAAUUGCUCCGAAAACAUGCCGGCAACACCCGCCGGCUAGCCGUGGACCGCAUUGAAGUCGCAGGCGUGCGCGCCCUCGACGCGCUGGGAGUGGAAAUCUGUGAUGGGCAGACGGUCACCGAGCACGCUCGGAAGAUUAAAGGGCCAGACGAGAUCCGGGCUAUACGCUGUGCAGUCGCAUCUUGCGAAGCCGCGAUCGGUGAGAUGCGCCAGGCCAUGCGCGCCGGUGCCACCGAAAACGAUGUCUGGGCUGCUCUGCACGUCGGCAAUAUUCGCCGUGGUGGCGAAUGGAUUGAAACUCGUAUUCUUAGUUCCGGACCGCGCACCAACCCUUGGUAUCAGGAAUCUGGGCCGCGGGUAAUUCGCGACGGAGACCUGGUGUCCUUCGAUACCGACCUCAUCGGCGUAUACGGGAUGUGCGUGGACAUGUCGCGCAGCUGGAUCUGCGGCGAUCUCGAGCCUACAGCCGAACAGAAACGCCUGUAUCGCAUCGCCCACGAACAUAUCACCACCAACAUCGAGAUGGUCAAGCCCGGGGUACGCUUUACGGACCUGACGCGCAACGGUCACCGCCUGCCUGAAAGCUGCCGCGCUCAGCGCUAUGCCGUGAUGUUCCAUGGCGUAGGCUUGUGCGACGAGUACCCGUGCAUUCGCUACCCAGAAGACUUAGAAUCAUACGGCUACGAAGGAGAGCUGCAACCGGGCAUGGUGUUAUCCGUUGAGGCGUAUGUCGGUGAAGUCGGAGGCAAGGAUGGCAUUAAGCUGGAGAACCAACUACUCGUGACCGAGACCGGCUAUGAGCUACUGACUCACUAUCCAUUCGAAGAGAGCUUCCUGCGCGACUGA
Messenger RNA from Aspergillus bombycis, 1344 nucleotides. Its product is annotated as M24 family metallopeptidase. The record is from RefSeq and is a predicted model, not a curated record. Lineage: Eukaryota; Fungi; Ascomycota; Eurotiomycetes; Eurotiales; Aspergillaceae. The transcript has a single exon. Bases 1 to 1344 code for a protein of 447 amino acids.